Molecule: messenger RNA, 926 nt
Organism: Drosophila suzukii
Lineage: Eukaryota; Metazoa; Arthropoda; Insecta; Diptera; Drosophilidae
Source: RefSeq, a predicted model, not a curated record
ACUAUCAGACUAUCAGAUAUCGAUGACAAUAAUCGAAUCGUGUGUUCGCACAUUUUACAAAUAUUAUUCAAUUUUUACGCAUUUCCGCGAUGUUGUUGCCGCCAGAUCGUUUGGAGCACUAUAAAACCAGUUUGGAGCAACAGCUGAAGCGUUUGGCCAGCAGCAUAAGGAGUUAUUUGGUGCUAAAAGCAGCUGACACAUCUGAAUUGUCGAAUCGAGCGAAUCGCUUGUGGGAAUUGAGUCAACGUUAUCGACUGGUCAAGGGUACCAAUGAAGCUGCCACUUUCGCCCUUCUCGCUGUGUGCCAGAAUGUUUACCAAAACCUGCAGGACAGCAUAUUGAAAUUAGAUUUAGAACUGGUUCAGAUAUCCGCCCAAGUAGCCGACUUCGAGAUCGAGUGCCUGCAACUCGGUCAAGAGCAAAGCCAAAGCAAAACGCCCACAAGCUUAACAGAAUUCCGUAAUUUCCUGGAGGAAUCCCUCAAGCUACUGCAGAAUCAGGUCAAGUAUCUGGAGCUCCAUCUUCGCCAGCUGCAACCCAAGAUCUUGGCCCCGGAAUCCUCACUGGAGGCCUUCAGAUCCGAUCUUCAACUGCCCGAACACGCAGAGGCACGAAUUUUUCUUGGACUGGCCAAAAUCGAGAAGUUGGCCAGUUUUCCACUGAUUUUGUAGUAAUAAAAGGUCUUGUUCUUGUUAAUAACUAAAGGAAUACAACACAUUACUUGACUCUAGUUGUAAACCGCUAGUAAGUAGUAUUUUUGUUUCUGUUUUUAAUUUUAUCAUUAUCUUCCCUGUAAAACAAAAUAAUUUUCUCAAAAUUACUAUACUUAAACAUCUGUUAAGAGCUAUUGCCUUUUUGUGAGUUGACUUUAUAUAAAGCUGGAUAUUAGAUAUCGACCGCACUAAACAUUAAUUCUACAUACUGUA